Xenopus tropicalis (tropical clawed frog) is the source of this 3099-nucleotide messenger RNA. RefSeq names its product X-linked Kx blood group antigen, Kell and VPS13A binding protein (gene xk). NCBI's taxonomy places the organism in Eukaryota, Metazoa, Chordata, Amphibia, Anura, Pipidae. The record is from RefSeq and is marked provisional. Gene Ontology annotation, cellular component: membrane; plasma membrane.
CUGACAGAUAUGCAGUUGUGGCUCUCCCAGCUAGGGCUGCUGCUUACUUUCUAACACUGGGAUAUCUGAUCGUGUCAGGCCACUAUGAAAUUCCCUGGCUCAGUUCUAAUAUCUGUAGCCUUGUUUGUGGCAGAGACAGUGACAGCCCUCUAUUUGAGCAGCACAUACAGCUCAGCUGGGGAUAGGAUUUGGCAGGACCUGACCCUCUUCUUCUGCCUCCUGCCAUGUGUGCUGGUGCAGAUGAGCCUCAUCUUUAUCCACCGGGACUUGAGCAGGGACAGACCGUUGGUGCUGCUGCUGCACCUUCUGCUGCUGGGACCCCUAGUCAGGUGUAUUGAAGCAUUCUACAUCUAUUUUAAAGCUGGAAAAGUUGAAGAGCCUUAUGUCAGCAUCACCAAAAAGAAGCAGAUGCCCAAGGGAGGCUGCUCUGAUGAAGUUGAGAAAGAAAUGGGUCAAGCUGAAGGAAAACUGUUCACACACAGAUCUGCACUGAGCCGAGCCUCAGUCAUUCAAGCUUUCCUUGGAUCAGCACCUCAGCUGACACUUCAGCUCUACAUAAGUGUACUGGAGCAGGAGAUCCCAGUACCUCGAUGUAUAUUUAUGAUAAUAUGUCUUCUGUCUAUUGUCUAUGGAGCCAUGAGAUGCAACAUCUUGGCCUUUAAAAUCAAGUAUGAUGACUACGAUAUAAAAGUAAAACCUGUAGCCUAUCUUUGCAUAUUUCUGUGGAGAAGUUUCGAGAUCGCUACCAGAGUCAUUGUUCUAGUACUAUUCAGCUCAGUUCUAAAAAUCUGGACUCUCCCUGUGGUGCUGCUGAAUUUCCUGAUUUUCUUUUUCUACCCAUGGAUUCUCUUUUGGCAGAGUAAAUCCCCCUUUCCAGAAAACAUAGAGAAGGCCUUAUCAAGGGUUGGCACAGCCAUUGUUCUCUGCUUUCUUACCUUUCUGUAUGCUGGAAUUAACAUGUUCUGUUGGUCUGCUGUCCAGCUUAAAAUUAACGACCCGGACUUAAUCAACAAGUCACAAAACUGGUACCGCAUGGCAGUAUAUUACAUUCUGAGGUUAAUUGAAAAUGCCUGCCUUCUUCUUUUUUGGUACAUUUUUAAAACAGAUAUAUAUAUGUAUGUUUGUGCUCCAUUGUUGGUUGUACAGUUGCUAAUUGGUUACUGCAUUGCGGUUCUAUUCAUGCUUGUAUUCUAUCAGUUCUGCCAUCCAUGCAAGAAGCUUUUUACAUCAAGUAUCUCUGAUGGUUUGCUGUCUUGCUUCAAGUUCCUGUGUUAUCUAUGCAUACCUUCGCAAGCCCCAACAAAGAUGGAUAAGUGUAGUGCCAAGCUCUCAGAAAGCUCCGAAAACAAUGAGAUACCAACCACAAAAGCUACUGACUCUCACAAUGGAAAUGUAUAACAGAGAGAGCUUUACAGCUAUGAUUCAAACCUUCAUGUAAAGCCAAAACUUUUCCAUAUGUAUGUGGAAAAAGUAAAGUAUUCAUUCUGCUGGAUAUAACCCGUGUAAAGAACUUUGUUCUCUCUGCACACAUUAUGCAUUAUUGCUAAUGUGAUGGGUUCAUUAUUGGGUGGCUCUUACCUAUGCAGAAUAUGGCUUUGCCAUCUUCAUUAGGAUCAUACAAGCAUAUAGCUGAUUUUUGGAGAGUAAAAAAAAAAGAUAUGCUGGAGAAAGCAGUUAGACUGAUUAGAUUAUAAGUUUGCACAGUUUUUAUAUAAGGUUUAAAUGCAAAGGCAGGCACCAACUUAAUGGGGUACAAUUUAGGAGAGAGUGUUGUGGUUCGAAAUGUAACUAAUUCACCCAUCACUAGAUAGAGUUAAAGGGAGAAGAUAUUUGGCAGGUUUAAAUGGCAUAAAGGGUAAGAAUAAGGCCCCUAUGCACUAUAAAUGGAAAUUUUAUGUUACAAGCCUAAACAGUGGAUGUUUUCCAAUACUGAAUAUACCAUUUAUCUAUUCUAACAUUAGCAAAAUAGAGUAAAGCAUGCUGUUCCAUAGAUCUUUUUCUUUCAGUAUCAAUACCUCUCAAAAUAUGUACAAAAAAUAGUAAAAAAGUUUGUCCUGGUCCAGUUACCCCUAGCUACCAGUAAUGUGAUAAGAACAAAUAUUAGGAAACCUCUGGUUGCUGUGGGCUGCUAAAUUAGGCUUUUGCCCAUGUUACUACAUUAUCCAGAAAUAGUUGCUGGACGUACACACAAAGUUGUAAUAUAUGUUUCCACUACCUACACAUUUAUAUAUAUAUUAUUUAGAUUAUUUAUAUGGAAUAUACUUAUAUAUAUUUACUUGAAAUAAUAACUAAUAGGGGCUUAUAGUGAAAUAAUUUAGUAAGUGUAUAUUAUUACAGAGGCACCAUUCCAUCAUUUCCUAGUUUGUCCAGCAGAUUUACCUAGAGGACAAAUAUUAAGAGCUAAAUAUAUAGAAAUAUCCCAUAUGCUUUUUAUUGCCAAAGAGUUUAAUGGCCCACACUGCAGUUUUAAGUUUUACUUAAGCAGCCAUUAUUGGUAGGCUGGCAACAAGGUCCUUACACCUGCUUAGGCUGCUAUUGUGUUUGUAGUCCAGUCAAAAGAAGCCACAAGGGACUAUGGCCAAAGGGUUAUAAUGUAUAAUGGGGUUGUGAUGGCCAAUCUUUGAAUCAGGGGCAGUUCCAUGGUUAUGGUCUAUAGAUACAAGUGUUUGCCAGAGGUAGGUAUUACCCAAGCCAUAUUUUGGUGGAAAACGUGAGGGUGUAGUGGCUCUUAAUAUAAUUUUCCUUCUAUACGCAACUACAGUUUGCAGUCAUGUCAUCAGUUUACAAACUAUGGGCCUUAUUCACUAAAGUGCGAUAAAAAUUAUCGCACGCUUUUUUGCGUUAAAAAACGCAAAAUAAUUUGCGCACGAUUCACCAUAGUAUUAUCGCGUGCGAAAAAUCGCCAUUUUCGCAUGGGUUAUUUCUCGCACUAGUUUUACCGCAUGCAUUAAUUUCCGCGCUGCAAAGAAUACAAUCGCAUGAUUCACUAUAACUUUUGCGCGCUAAAUAUCGCAUUCGGCAAUGCGAAAAUUAACAGGCAGGCGAAAAAUUAUACAAAAGUACAGUAAAUGAUUUUUUGCAAUAAAAUAUGGACUUACA